Molecule: messenger RNA, 1509 nt
Organism: Fusarium keratoplasticum
Lineage: Eukaryota; Fungi; Ascomycota; Sordariomycetes; Hypocreales; Nectriaceae
Exons: 1
Coding region: 1-1509 (502 amino acids)
Source: RefSeq, a predicted model, not a curated record
AUGCCUACAGCGGUUCGCUCUGAGAACCUGCCCAUACGAAGCCGGGCAAGUUCACAGCGGACGAGCCGCAACUCCACGCCAUCUGCGAACGGCUCUUCGUCUACUACAGGCCGCAAGAGAAAGAUAGCAACUAACAACCGCCAAGCCAAUAGACGGCGCCAGUCGACUCCUUCCCAGAAUUCCGAUUCUGAUUCCGAUCAAGAAGCUGCUGUUGAGGUUGAGGCUCCCCUUCCGGAAGACUUCAAAAAAGAAUUCGGGAUCCCUCGCGACCAGUACAUUCACGAUGCCAUCCUGAUGGCCAGCAUCCCAGAGUGGUCCACUCCAGCUCCAACGCCCGCAUCUGAGAAUGAAGAGUCACUUGACGAAGACGACGUUGCGCCUCCUCCAUUCAUCUUCUCUGCGUACGCUGGGGGUGUGACGCCAGCCAGGCCUAAGCCCAAGCCCAGGCCCCAACCCAGGUCCCAGCGCAGGCCCAUUCUCAAGCUCAAGCCCAAGUUCAAGAAGGCAAGCUUGAUGGGUAUGCCCACGGAGGUCAGAGAGGGCAUUUACCGCCACAUUCUCGUCUCACACAAGCCCAUUCCCGUCUACGACGGCUGGAAGCGUGUUUACGAGCGCGAGAGACCAGGACUCGACACUUGCAUCCUCCGGGUGAACCGAAGAAUCAACCUAGAGGCGACGGGCGUCCUCUACAGAGAGAACACUUUCCUGUACCGCCUUCGUGAUGCCCCUGGGCCAUCUCACCAGAUGGUAGGAGCUCAGCAGCUGGCUGCAGUAGACGACUACCACCCAGGAAGGGCUUCGAAAACCAGAAAGCAUGAGGAAUGCACCAUCAACGUCGACAAGUUUGGGGAAGACUUCCGGUACUUGACUAUCCAGGCCGAUCACAAUCGCCACUCAGCCCAAACUCAAGAGUUCAUGAUCGAGGCGAUUAAGACAUUCGCCAAAUUCCCCAGCAAGAUGAACGUCCACACCCUGCAGAUUGUCAUCAGCCCUCGCUAUGAGAACGGUACCUUCACCUUUGUCAACUUCUUCCAGCAAGGCUCGACCCUUGUCGAGGCUCUCAAAGGCAUUGCUUGUGAGAAGAUCGUUAUCAAGGUCUGGAAUAAGUUUCUCAACGAGGGAGAGGGCCCAGUCAGGAGCGAGAUCUCGUUGCCCCUUCAGUACCUUCGAUUCGCCAAGCACCGAAAGCUGCAGCAGCUCAGCCGCCAAAGCGGCGGCCGAGAGCCCCUCGAUCUGUUCAGAGGUGACCGCCGGAUGCAUGAUUUUCGCAUGGCGGGUAUCAGGUGGUGCAAUCGGCAGCUGGCCGAGCUCGAGUACAAGGUUUUGCAGGCCUGCAGAAAGCACGUCCAAGAGCCUAUCGCCCAGACGAACGGCCAGAACGCGAAUGGUGCAGCGGAUGACGACCUCGGGCUUGACGACGAAGAGGCUUUCGAUUGGGUGGUGGAAGACGAGACGGACGGGAACUCUGAAGAUGAGGGGGACGAAGACUCUGACUUUGAGCCGAACUGA